Triticum aestivum (bread wheat) is the source of this 1065-nucleotide messenger RNA. RefSeq lists its product as uncharacterized. The transcript has 7 exons. Lineage: Eukaryota; Viridiplantae; Streptophyta; Magnoliopsida; Poales; Poaceae. The record is from RefSeq and is a predicted model, not a curated record. The coding region runs from base 93 to 896 and encodes 267 amino acids.
GUUCACCCAACGGCACAUAGACACAGAGAGAGAACGGGAAAGGAAGGAAGCCGCAUCACGGGGGCGGUCACAUCCAAGGUUUCCGGAGCGAGAUGCUCGGCGGCGCCUCUCCAGAGUUCGCACGCCUCGCUGAUGAGUGUCUGAUGGAUGCCCGCAAGAAGAUUGAACACGAGAUUGAAAGUAAAGCCAAGGCGUCCUUGAAAGAAGGGUUAGGUCAAGAGCUUAAAACUCCACACCCAGGUACAGAUAUUGAAGAUGAAGAAGGGAACCCUGGUAGUGAUAGGAAUGAAGAAGGGAGACAUCAGUGUGUGGAAGAUACUGAUUUAGAUGAGAGAGGCUAUGAUGUCGAGAUCACUGACACUGAAGCAUCAGACGAUUUGCUAUAUGAAGAAGUUCUGACGGUGCUGAUGAACGAAGAUAUGUGUGACGACCAGAUCAUCCGUUGUUUCCUAGUUGUGGCAUUAUCAACAUUCCUCUGCCCGACAUCAAACACUAAACCAAGCACCAAAUAUAUGGGAGCUCUAGUUAAUGUGGAGCAACUCAAGCAACUAAAUUGGUGUAGGUUUGUUCAUGAUUGGGAGUUGAUGUAUAUAAAGAAAUACCAAAAGGAAAAGCUGAAGCAGAACCGAACAAUGAUGACUCUAGGAGGAUGUAUAUACCACCUAGCAGUCCGUUGUCUUGAUUUUACUGAUUUUGGCUCAAUUCAAAUCCCAUCUUUGAUGCCCAGAAUAUGUGUCUGGAAGGGAGAUAUGGUCAAGCAUUUAAGUGACAUGACCAUUGGAAGAGAUGGAAAGUAUGGAUGUCUCACAAUAAAAGAAGUAUCAGAAACCUGCUACAAGGAUGCAACAUACGAGUGGGCAAGUACGAUUAAGAAUUCAAUUUCAGGAAAGCGAUAAACAAUGUUGCAGGGAAUUCUUUGUCUGACAAGGUCAAAGAGGAUAUCUUCCUCGCUUACAAAAACCAUAUGAAGAAUGAAUACAUAAAUACUUGCAUCAAAGCUAAAGGGCUUCUGCUAGACACGAUCCGCAUCAUAACCAAUGCCUCUGGUGAAUCAGGUGAUACAGU